Molecule: messenger RNA, 5417 nt
Organism: Pipistrellus kuhlii (Kuhl's pipistrelle)
Lineage: Eukaryota; Metazoa; Chordata; Mammalia; Chiroptera; Vespertilionidae
Gene: EFR3A
Product: EFR3 homolog A
Exons: 23
Coding region: 227-2692 (821 amino acids)
Biological process (GO): protein localization to plasma membrane
Cellular component (GO): plasma membrane
Source: RefSeq, a predicted model, not a curated record
CCCAACGCGUCGUCCGGCGUGGAGCUGGGCCGGCCCAGGCAGCCGCGGCCGGCAUCGCUGCGUGAGCUGCGGGUCGGCGUCCCUUGCCCCCGCCCUCCGGCCUCCGCCCCGGCCCGGCCCGGCCCCCGCGGCUCGGCGUCGGCGCGUCAUGGUGCCAACGGCGUGACCUGCGCGGCCCCGCGGAGCCUGGGAGCGAGCGCCGCCGGCGAGCGCGGCUCGGGUCACCAUGCCUACCCGAGUGUGUUGCUGCUGUUCUGCUUUGCGUCCUCGCUACAAACGCCUGGUGGACAACAUAUUCCCUGAAGACCCAAAGGAUGGCCUUGUUAAAGCUGAUAUGGAAAAACUGACAUUUUAUGCAGUGUCUGCUCCAGAGAAACUGGAUCGAAUUGGUUCUUACCUGGCAGAAAGGUUGAGCAGGGAUGUUGUCAGACAUCGUUCUGGGUAUGUCUUAAUCGCUAUGGAGGCAUUGGACCAACUUCUCAUGGCUUGCCAUUCUCAAAGCAUCAAGCCAUUUGUAGAAAGCUUUCUUCAUAUGGUAGCAAAGCUGCUGGAAUCAGGGGAACCAAAGCUUCAAGUUCUUGGAACAAACUCUUUUGUCAAAUUUGCAAAUAUUGAAGAAGACACGCCAUCCUAUCACAGACGUUAUGACUUCUUUGUAUCUCGCUUCAGUGCCAUGUGUCAUUCCUGCCAUAGUGAUCCAGACGUACGAACGGAAAUUCGAAUUGCUGGAAUCAGGGGUAUUCAAGGUGUGGUUCGCAAAACAGUUAAUGAUGAACUUCGGGCUACCAUUUGGGAACCCCAGCACAUGGAUAAAAUUGUUCCAUCCUUGCUGUUCAACAUGCAGAAGAUAGAGGAGGUGGACAGUCGCAUAGGCCCUCCUUCUUCUCCCUCGGCAGCUGACAAAGAGGAGAAUCCUGCCGUGCUGGCUGAAAACUGUCUCAGAGAGCUGCUGGGCCGAGCGACUUUUGGGAAUAUGAAUAAUGCUGUGAGGCCGGUUUUUGCGCACUUAGAUCAUCACAAACUGUGGGAUCCCAAUGAAUUUGCAGUUCACUGUUUUAAAAUUAUAAUGUAUUCCAUUCAGGCUCAGUAUUCUCACCAUGUGAUCCAGGAGAUUCUAGGGCACCUGGAUGCUCGUAAAAAAGAUUCUCCACGGGUUCGAGCAGGUAUUAUUCAGGUUCUGUUAGAGGCUGUCGCCAUUGCUGCCAAAGGUUCCAUAGGCCCCACGGUACUGGAGGUCUUCAACACGCUGCUCAAGCACCUGCGCCUCAGUGUGGAGUUCGAAGCCAACGACGGCCAGGGGGGAUCCAUGGGCAGCAUCAGCUUAAACUCGGCCUCCAAAGACAACGACGAGAAGAUCGUGCAGAAUGCCAUCAUCCAGACGAUAGGGUUCUUCGGAAGUAACCUACCAGAUUAUCAGCGGUCAGAAAUCAUGAUGUUCAUUAUGGGGAAGGUACCAGUUUUUGGAACAUCCACUCAUACUUUGGACGUCAGUCAACUAGGGGACUUGGGAACCAGGCGGAUUCAGAUAAUGUUGCUGAGAUCCUUGCUUAUGGUCACUUCUGGGUACAAAGCCAAGACCAUUGUUACUGCGCUACCUGGCUCUUUUCUGGAUCCUCUGUUGUCACCAUCCCUCAUGGAGGACUAUGAAUUGAGACAGUUAGUCUUGGAAGUGAUGCAUAACCUCAUGGAUCGCCAUGACAACAGGGCAAAGCUUCGAGGGAUCAGAAUAAUACCUGAUGUAGCUGACCUAAAGAUCAAAAGAGAAAAAAUCUGUAGACAAGACGCAAGUUUCAUGAAAAAGAAUGGGCAGCAACUAUAUCGGCACAUAUAUCUGGGCUGUAAAGAGGAAGACAAUGUUCAGAAAAACUAUGAGUUACUUUAUACUUCUCUUGCUCUUAUGACAAUUGAAUUGGCGAAUGAAGAAGUGGUUAUUGAUCUCAUUCGCUUAGCCAUUGCUUUACAGGACAGCGCCAUCCUCAACGAGGACAGCCUGCCCAUGUUCCACCGCUGCGGCAUCAUGGCGCUGGUGGCCGCCUACCUCAACUUCGUCAGCCAGAUGAUCGCCGUCCCCGCCUUCUGCCAGCACGUUACCAAGGUUAUUGAAACUCGGACGAUGGAAGCCCCUUAUUUUCUGCCAGAGCACGUGUUCAGAGAUAAGUGCACGCUCCCAAAAUCUUUGGAGAAGCAUGACAAAAAUCUGUACUUUUUGACCAACAAGAUUGCGGAGUCCCUGGGUGGCAGUGGCUAUAGCGUUGAGAGGUUGUCAGUGCCAUACGUACCGCAAGUCACAGAUGAAGAUCGGCUUUCUAGAAGAAAGAGUAUCGUGGACACUGUAUCCAUUCAGGUGGAUAUUCUGCCCGGCGGCCUCCCUUCGGACGACGUGGUUAGUAACACUGAAGAAAUUACCUUUGAAGCAUUAAAGAAAGCAAUUGAUACCAAUGGAAUGGAGGAACAGGAAAAGGAGAAGAGGCGUCUGGUGAUAGAGAAGUUCCAGAAAGCACCUUUUGAAGAAAUAGCAGCACAGUGUGAAUCCAAAGCUAAUUUGCUUCAUGAUAGACUUGCUCAAAUACUGGAACUCACCAUACGUCCUCCUCCCAGCCCAUCGGGAACACUGACCAUUACUUCUGGGCAUGCCCAGUACCAGUCUGUCCCUGUCUAUGAGAUGAAGUUUCCUGACCUAUGUGUGUACUGAGUGGCUCAGGAAGACCUCAGCAUAGAAUGUCAAAGCCUGGGAAUUCAGGCCGGGCUCUUUACACACUUCUUGAAAACAACGGUGGAACUUACAUUUGACCAAAUGCUUGUUAUACCAUGCUAGAAAAUUUGAAACUGUAUGUGAUCUCAAGUACUUUCGGAGAUAGAUUUAUGCCAUAUUGAUUUCUUUUGAGGUUCCCAUUGGCUUUAAAGUGGAGCAUGUAUUGGUCUCAACAUUAUUUCAUUGUUAAACAGUAUAUUUUAAACUUUUCUCAAAUAUGUUUUUUUUUUUUUAAUUAGGCCUUAGAGGGUUGAAAGUUGUAUGAAGUGUCUCUUGUAUUUCUUAACAUCUACACAACUGUUUAAGUAGGAUUUUUUGCUUUAGCUUUGGUUAUCUGCAAAAGCAAAAACAUGCAAGUAUAUCUAGUCCUGGGCUGCUGGUUGCCCUGUGGCUUUGUCCCUGUGUCUCAGAUGUUGCGAUGGGUGUCCCUUCAUUCAGUUACCAUGAUACGUGCGAUAGGCGUUCCUCCGCUUGUUUAUAGUGUUGUUUGUUGAAUAAUAUUCCUAGACUUUGGCCCUAAAAUCAGUCGCUGUUCUUUAAAGUGUCUGGUUCUUGUAAUACUGUAUUUUCUGCCGGGAGUUUGAUCAUUCUAUAUGAGAGGCUUAGAGCUUGCUCUCCAGAUACCGAACUGUGCAAUAUUUUUUACAUCAUAAGAUGUAUUAGUUUACAGACUGUGCUUUGAAAUUAUAGUUGUAUUUUGCUGUGGCUCGAUUAAUUAAAUGAGAUAUAUAUAUAUAUAUAUUUAGUACAAUGUAAAAAGUCAUUUAAAACAGCUACUAGUUCACCUGUGAAGAGCACACAUUUUGAUUUUUAUUAAGAGCACAUUAAUUUACAUUUUUAUAUUGUUCAUUGUUUUUAAUCAUCAUAGUCAGAAAAUUACCAAAAUAGACUUUAAUUUGUAGGAUUCAAACUGUAGCUUAUAUGCAUUUGUGUUGGGGGUUUGUUAUAUUCCAUUUGUGUUUGAGGUUUGUUAUAUUCCAUUUAAAGGGUGCCUAUGGUUUUAGCAAUCAAGUGUGCUAAGGAUUGUCAGUGUAAGCUUCUGUCGGUUUAAGCCGCCAAGAUGAUGUGUACUCACACUCACCUACCGAUCGACCCAUGGUGUCGUCUUAAAGCCACAUUUCAGUGAGUCCACUGCACAGCAAAAUGAACAAUUGUCUCUGCAAGUCUUACAACAUCCUCCUAGGACGUUUUUAUAACAUAACCUGUUUAUAGUUCUGCCUUUUUUUUUUUUUAUUUCUUUUUACAUAAAAAUAUACCUAUUAAAUAUUGGAGCUGAAAAAUCAGUUUUAGUUUUGGCUUUUUGUAAAAUUGUAGUGAAGAGCUGCAUGCUACACCUUUGGUUUAUGAUUAUCUGGGCACAAGUAGUAGAAACAAAAAGUAAAGAAGAUGCUCAAGUUGUUUUCCGUAUAUGAACCAAAGUACGUUGUCUUAAAGCACCUUGCGAGAGAGAGAAGGCAUUGACCCUCUACGACACUCACCGUCCUGGCCGCUGUAGGACAUGUCCUGAAGAAGCCCUGGCUUUUGCGUAGCAGUGCGGUCACCUGGUCACCUAGGGGGUCGUGACCGAUAGCAGCUGUCACUGUAUUUGCCUCUUGAUCAGCUAAAAUGUGUCACCAUUUAAGAAGCCAAAUUGUGUGUCUUUUUAAUUUUCUUUUUUUCUUCUGUAUUUUUAAAGCAGGGUAUUCAUUGUUGACAUUGAGUUUGAAAGUCAGAGCCGGGGGACAUGCAGAAGCAGCCCCCAGCCACUCAGGUGUCACUUCAUAGAUGAGCACUAUGUGCUUCUGUGUGGAGGCGUGUCGUGUGAGUGUCUAGGGAAGGAGGACAUGUACUCCUUUGCACUCCUGCUCCAAAGAUUCCAGGUCUCGGCGUGGUCGGGGUGUGUUGCAUGGACAGGACAGCCACUUCGCUCAUGCUUAUUGCCUCCUGCUGGUCUGUCAGGGUGCACUGGGCUCUGUGGGGGCUUUGCUUGGUUUGUAAUCACAGUAGACUCUGUGUACCCUCGGUAGUGAGCUGGUCUUGUUGCCGAGGAUGCUCAGAAGCGGUCUGCCCUUGGCCUGUGCCUUCCAGGAAUGCCUGCAGAGAGUGGGGGCAUGCCGUCUGUAGCUGGGUGUGGUGACGAGCGGCAUUGGUGGAGGGCACUGUGUGGCUAUAUUUUUGUAGAUACUGAAAUUUCUUAUAAGCUGUUAUCACUUUCUUUUUUGCUGUAGACAGUUGCUUAUGUCAUAUUUCCUUGACAUUGAAUAGUUAACAUUUAAAUGUUCCUCCUAUGCUUGUGUUGUCUUUGAUUGCUCAGAGUUGGUUUCAUUGAAGUUAGCCAGAACACACGUGUGUGCGCACGCGCGGACACACACACACACACACACACACACACACAGGCACACACACAGAGGCACAUACACUGGCACACACAGGCAGGCACAGACACAUGCACACAUACACACCCACACACCCUUAAUACUUCUGGCUCUGUUCUCUUUACAGUAAUGCCAUACUUUUACCAGCGGUUACUCCCCUCCUCAGAAUAGCCCUUCUCUUCCUGUCUGAAAAUGGAACUCGUUUGUCUUAUUCAUGGCAAUGUAUGAUGUAAAUGUAACGAAGUGAGCUUUUUGAAAUGUAAAAAUCCACUCUGCAAUUCAUAUAUAAGCAAUAAAACAAAAUCAAAAUA